Molecule: messenger RNA, 1333 nt
Organism: Chondrus crispus (carragheen)
Lineage: Eukaryota; Rhodophyta; Florideophyceae; Gigartinales; Gigartinaceae
Exons: 2
Coding region: 1-1068 (355 amino acids)
Biological process (GO): regulation of flower development
Molecular function (GO): protein binding; zinc ion binding
Source: RefSeq, a predicted model, not a curated record
AUGGUUCGUGUUUGCGAACUUUGCCCGGAAGGGAAAGCAAGACAGGCCGUCGUCUACUGCCCUGCUGAUGCAUGUUUCUUAUGUUCAGCCUGCGACGAAGAAGUCCAUUCCGCAAAUCGCCUCGCUGGCCGACACGUCCGACGCGCUGUCGCCACAGACGAUGGUGGUGACGGAUCUAGCAUCAAUGACGAUUCCGAAAAUGCCCUUGUACCAGAUGUUGCCGAACUAGAUGAAGGCGAACAUUCAGACCCGAGCUCUUCAGAAGAUAUGUUGCUUAUGAGCCUCCCCAUUCAAGUCCCGUCUUUCGAGGAUGCCGCGGAAUACGACUUCGAUUUUGAAGGAGGCCUCGGAGGGAAGAUGCCCGCUCUGUGUGCCAUCGACGACGACGCCCUGUUCACUGGGACAAAGUCUCUCGGAAAGAGUUUUUACGGUGAUAUUUCAUGGGAAAGUGUUGUUCCGGAAAACAUUGAACAUGUUGUACCAGACGUGUCCGCUCCAGGGAUGGGCUUUUUCAAGCGAGAAGCUGUGGAGGUGGACGCACCUAUGAAAGUUGUGUCGUCAUCGACUGCUGCGUCCUCAGUUGGAGAUCUGAAGAGUCAACCUGAAGUGACGAGUAUAUCUGUGGUUAACCGACCAGGAACGAUUGUGAGAAUCGAUGGGGCAGUAGUUAGCAAGGCUGAACCGACGUUGUCGUUAUCGUCGACGGGAAGUAGUAUAACGGGUCAAAAACGAUCCAGGGAGGAGGACGAAUCUUCAGGGGUCAGUGGGGACAAGACAAACGCUGAGAAGGAUGAGGCGGAGCGGGCAGCCGAACAAAGAAAGAAGCGCCGAAUGGAAGCAUUGGCGCGGUUCCGUAGCAAGCGAGCGAAUAGGUCAUUCACCAAGAAGGUGAGAUACGAAUGCCGAAAGCAGCUGGCCGACUCGAGACCACGGGUGAAAGGACGGUUUGUGCGAAAGAUAGAAAUGGCACUAUUUAGAAAGUACGGUGCCCUCUAUCGUGAGCACUUGGAUGAGCUGGAAGGAGCAAAAAAGGAGGUCAAGGGCGACCAUCGGGUGCCGGCAAUUUAGGCUCGGACUUGAGAUGACGUUGUACGCUGGGGAGCGCACCGUCAAACAUUUGUUAUUACAUUUUCAUCGACAGGCGACUGCAGGCCACCGACAGGCCGUCGGUCGGAGCUGCCUCGUACGGCAAAUGAGUUUGAACGACAUGAACAUGAGUCGCAGUCGACAUGCAAAGACCAUAACCGCAUUUUGGACAGCGACGGUGGCAUAGAGGUGCAUAUGAAUUAUUCAGGCUUGCGAUAAAUGGCCACUUGGCAACAAUUUUUUCCAA